Naegleria fowleri is the source of this 966-nucleotide messenger RNA. RefSeq lists its product as uncharacterized. NCBI's taxonomy places the organism in Eukaryota, Heterolobosea, Eutetramitea, Acrasida, Naegleriidae. The record is from RefSeq and is a predicted model, not a curated record. Bases 1 to 966 code for a protein of 321 amino acids. Gene Ontology annotation, molecular function: metal ion binding. The transcript has a single exon.
AUGCCAGGAAAUGGUGCAGGAGUGUUCUUUGUUGGUGAUCAGGAGACAAUCGAUGAAAUAGCCAAAGCUGCCAAUGAUAUCUGUCGUAAACAACAUGAUCGUAGAAAUAUUUACGACACUUUGAAGAACCAUUUUGCCAAUGAUCAACAAGCUGCCAAAGCAUUUGAAUAUGCAAAUGAGUGUUGGUUUUUUAAGAAAGGUCAUUGCGAGAGCGGAGAUGAAUGUCUUUUUCGCCAUACGCAAAAUGGUUCUGUUGUAAAUCAUCCCAUGUUGAACAGAGAGCAAAGGGACAAAUUUUAUUCUUCAAUACAAGUGACAGAUUCAGUCAUGGCACAUUUAGAGUUCAUUCACAUCAAAUCCGUUCAUAUGGGAGUUCCACCUGCAGAGGUAAUGAUUGAUCAAGAAACACGCAAUUAUAUCUUUCAACAACAAGAACGAUAUUUGAGAGAGACUGUUUUUGCCAAAUAUUUGAAGGAGAAGAUUGGUGUUGGAGAUGUUAUUGAAAAAGUUUAUCCUCAUUAUUCGAAAAGAGCGAGUUUAGUAAAUAUGCAUUAUUUGAUUGGUGUGGAACCGUUGAGCAUUAAUUCAUGUCUCUCUGGUUAUAGAAACUGUGCGAACAUUAGUAUGACCAAUGGUGGACUUGAAGGAAGUUCCAUUGACACUGCCAAAAAGGAAAGUAAGGAAGAAUUUCAUAUCGAUGUGGAUGAAAUGUUUAGCAACAAACAAUAUCGAGACUUGUUGAAGGAAAAAGAUAUUGGAUUUGAGGAAAAUAUUAAGGUGAACUCUAGCGAAACACAUAUUUUCAUUUGUUUAUGUUUGAAAGAUUAUAUUGAGGUCUGUCAAGAGGAGGAUGUGGUUAUCCUUAAAUGGAAAGAAAAAGGUAGACCAGAAGAAAAGGAGGAGGAUGUUGCUUCUCUUACCUCCAAAUUUGAUUCCUGUUUAAACGUAACCCAACAACAACAAUAG